Melanotaenia boesemani (Boeseman's rainbowfish) is the source of this 5155-nucleotide messenger RNA. It is a transcript of the gene mef2aa, whose product is annotated as myocyte enhancer factor 2aa. The record is from RefSeq and is a predicted model, not a curated record. Gene Ontology annotation, biological process: cell differentiation; positive regulation of transcription by RNA polymerase II; heart development. The transcript has 12 exons. NCBI's taxonomy places the organism in Eukaryota, Metazoa, Chordata, Actinopteri, Atheriniformes, Melanotaeniidae. Gene Ontology annotation, molecular function: DNA-binding transcription factor activity, RNA polymerase II-specific; protein dimerization activity; RNA polymerase II cis-regulatory region sequence-specific DNA binding. Bases 497 to 1972 code for a protein of 491 amino acids.
ACAAGAGGAAAAGCAGGGUGUGAAGACGGGCCUCGUAGGGCUUGGGGGGAAGCAUCCGAAGCCAGCUGGUCUGGCUUUGAGGUAAAUCAAUGGAUGGAGUGACACAAAAGCGGUAAAAAGAAGAGGAAGAGUUGUACAAGACAAGAUAAAGAAAGUCAAUAUACACAUGAGGAAGGAGAUUGGAGCAGCAGGUUCUGUGAAAGCAUCUAAAAAAGGACAUUUUCUUUCCCCAAGGAGGACAAAACACCAGAGAGCUGAAAGCCAAGGAUGCAUUGAGUGCACAAUAAGAGAUAGAUGCAGAACAUUCUGGUCCAAUAAAGAGGAUAGUGUUUCUCUGAUUGUUUGAUUGUGGUGUGGCCUGUUGAAGAGUGUACAGAGAAGAGUGGAAGAGUACACAAGAAGAAAGACUGUUGCACAAUGUACUAGGGGAGUGGGUGAAGAAAGCGUGUUGUUUUGAUAUCGUUGAGGUGUCUGAGAGACAGGAAAACACCCAGCCAUGGGGAGGAAGAAGAUACAGAUCACCAGAAUCAUGGAUGAAAGGAACAGGCAGGUUACCUUCACAAAGAGGAAGUUUGGCUUGAUGAAAAAGGCCUAUGAGCUGAGCGUACUAUGUGACUGUGAGAUAGCCCUCAUCAUUUUCAACAGCUCUAACAAACUGUUCCAGUACGCUAGCACAGACAUGGACAAAGUGUUGCUGAAAUACACAGAGUACAACGAGCCCCAUGAGAGCAGAACCAACUCUGACAUUGUAGAGGCGCUAAACAAGAAAGAACACAGAGGUUGUGAUAGCCCGGACCCCGAUGCUUCAUAUGUCCUCACUCCUCACACAGAAGAAAAGUAUAAAAAAAUUAAUGAGGAGUUUGAUAAUAUGAUGAGAAAUCAUAAAAUCCCUACAGCAUUGCCCCAGCAGAACUUCUCCAUGCAUGUGGCAGUGCCCGUAUCCAAUCCUAAUGCCAUGUACCAGGCAGGAGGGAAUCUAGGCAGCCAGGCCCUGGCAGCAGCCACAGCCUCUCUGAGUGAGAGUGGGAUGCUGUCCCCUCCGCAGGCCUCUCUGCACAGGAAUGUUGGCUCCAGUGGAGGCUCUCAGAGGCCCACCAGUGCAGGCAGUGCAGGUGGCAUGCUGGAUACCACAGACCUUUCAGUGCCAAGUGGUGCGGGCCCCAGCCCAGCGGGGAAUGGUUUUGUUAACCCCAGGGGCUCACCGGGCCUCCUCAGCACUCCCAGCGGCAAUGGCCUGGGUAAAGUCAUGCCCACCAAGUCUCCGCCACCUCCUGGAGGGAACAUGGGGAUGGGAAGCCGCAAGCCAGACCUUAGGGUUGUUAUCCCUCCAUCAAGCAAAGGGAUGAUGCCCCCACUGUCGGAGGAGGAGGAAAUGGAUUUGAGCACCCAGAGGAUAAGCAGUUCCCAGUCCACCCAACCGCUUGCCACUCCUGUAGUGUCUGUUACCACCCCCAGCUUACCCCCACAGGGCCUGAUCUACUCAGGCAUGCCCACCUCCUACAAUCCUGCUGAGUACUCCCUGAGCAGUGCAGAGAUCUCUUCCCUGCAGGGCUUCAGCUCUCCUGGGCUUUCACUGGGCUCCAUGUCGGCAUGGCAACAGCAUCAACUGGGCCAGGCAGCUCUUAAUUCUUUGGUUGGUGGAGGUCACUUACCUCAGGGCUCUAACCUAUCCAUCAGCACCAACCAGAGCAUAAACAUCAAGUCCGAGCCCAUUUCUCCACCACGGGAGCGAGUCACCCCAUCUGGCUUCCCCCCGCAACAACCUCAGCAAGGGUCCAGCCGACAGGAAGUUCUGGGACGUUCACCUGCUGACAGCCUCAGCUCGUCUUGUAGCUCAUAUGAUGGGAGCGACCGUGAAGACCACCGGCCAGACUUCCACUCCCCGCUGGGACUUGGAAGACCCCCUGCUGGCUCUGAAGACAGGGAGAACCCAUCGGUCAAGCGCUUGCGCAUGGACACGUGGGUGACAUAAAGAGCCCUGGUCAAGCCUCCAGUCACCAGCCAGUCAGAGAGAGAGGGAGGGGUUAGGCAUGGAGAAAAUAGGGGGAUUCAGAGCCCUUAAAGCUAUUAUUAUGAUAAUAUUAUUCAACUCCACUUCAAUUUGUAAGACUGAAAUGUAAUAUUAUAAGACAUGUCAGGACAUAUCUAAAGAAAAUUCUCAAACUGUUUCAGGAAGAUGACAAAAAUAUCAGGUGGCUGGACUGAGUUAUGUGCACAACCAGGUGGUAUCAGGUACUUGGUGCAUUUCAGAUGGCAUCUGCAAAGGAAAGAUGUUCCAAGAAAAACUGUUAAACAAUAGGCGAUAGAUUAUUGUAGUCACUGGUCUAGUCAGACACUUACGUGUAGUUGCUGUUUAGCUGUUGUGCUCGCAAGUUUGCAACAAUCAGAGAAAGUUGUGUUGCUUUCAGACUGAGGAAACUCUCAAUACAUAUGAUGCUCAAUGCAUAAACUAUCUUUAAAACAAUGCUGUAACCACACACCAACUUUAUAUCAAAUGGCCUCUUGUGAUUUGAUCAGGAGACACAGAGCACUUGCAGAAUUUUGAUAAUACAGUAAACAAUCACAACAGUUUGGACUAUUGUAGUGAACACAGGAAUAGAAAAUGUGGGAGGUAAAAGCAAAAUAACAUCAAAUUUUAUUGCAAUAAUGUCAUAUUAUUCAUUUUAUAAUUUAAAAGAGUAGGUUAUAUAAAUACGCAAUUAAGUUAAAGCAACCCUGCCCAGUUGAGCUGGUGAGAAAGUCAACAUGUUCACUUUUGUGUAACAGUUCAUCAGUAAUAUAAGCCAAAGCUGUUUUUGUGUUGUUUUGUACAGUUGCUAUUAUUUCCUAACAGUUCACUCAAAUGCGCCCUUUCUUUCAUCCUAGUUUUAUUUUUUAUUGUUCUUUAUUCAAGUGUAAAAUCGUUUAAACCAGAUCUUGAAUCGAUAUCUAAAGCCAUGAACAUUUGCUGUUCUGUUUGUACAAUUGAAAAUUUGAGCCAAACAUUGUCUUUUGUUGUGUAAAUAGCAACUUUAAUAUAUAUUAACCAGGAGGGUGAGUACAUGCUCAAUGCACUGUAUGAUCGCCAUUUUCAAGAAAAGUAUAUUUUUGUGGUUUACAGCCAAGUUUACAAGAGUGGACCCUUAGAAUACAGAUCAUUCUCUGGUCAGUACUAUUUUCUUUAAACUGACUCAUCACCAUAACCUCCCAUGUGUUUCAGUCGCAGAUGGUGGAUUUGUUUAGUCUUUAUUAGCAGUGAUUGUUUGCUGAAGACACUGUAACAACAAUGCAAAGAAGUUGACGUUCCACUACUUCAGUGUUUUCUGAAGGAUGAUCACAAGGCUUGGGGAAAUAAUGUUUCUUCCCACCUAUUGUGUUUGCUGCACACCAGCAGGUGCUGAAUACACUGCCACCAUUCAUACCCAAGGUCCUGGCCCCACAUUGGAAAAUAAUCUAUUGUUAUAGCAGCUGAAAGACAUGGCAUCUCUAAAAGCUACUUCCUCAGACAUUCUGCAGACUCAUGGAAUUUUAACAGAAGACAAACCUUGUAAAGUGGCUGCUGACCUUAAGAUAAAACCAAUAAUUUGCCCAGUGUGUGGUUGUAAAUAUCACAGUUUAAAAUAAUGUUUCCAUCACUGGCUACAGAAAUUGUAUCACAUAUCCAUGUCUCUUUAGUGAGAGUGCUGUAGCCCAGCAGUCUGAAACUUAGAAGCCAAGAAAAGUGAAAAUCGUCCAAAGGCAUUGAAGCCAAGUACACCCAAGCUGUUACAGCGUGAGCCUGAUGCCUGUGGUUGUUACACUGUAGAGGACAGAAAAGAAAGGGGCUUGUUUGAUUUCUCCAUCAUGACAGACAUAAAUCAUUCAGCAGUUAAAUCAUAACCCAACACGCUGACUGAUUUCAGUGUCACUGCUGAGAUGCACACAUUUGCAAGAGAAUUUUGCUGUAUGAGAAAGACAUUGCUCUGCAUUCGCCACGGCAUCUCUUGUAUGCGUUUAUGACUUAUGCCACCCCCAUCAUUAUUUCCAUAGCAAUUCUCUAUGCACUUCUAACCCCAGCUCAUAUAAAAUAUGAAGGAUAUGAUGUCAUUACAAGUCAUAUUUAGUCUGCAGUCCAUCAGGAGAAAAAUGUCAGACUGUUAGCCUCUUACUCAGAAGUGCCACAGGUGGAAGUUGCUGGACUACAACUUUUAUAUAUUGCAGUCCAGUAAUUUGUUUGGGCCACCUCUUCGUAUAUAUUAAUAAACAUACAUACAUAAUGUAUAAUAAUUCAUAUUGUUAUCCAGUUUAACACAGCAGGGGAAAAUAGCAAUAAUAAAUGACUACAACACAAAUUGUCAGCCUGUCUUGGAAGCAUCACCUCGUAGUUGAGCACAUAUUUUAGCACUUGAUAACAUAUCAGGGAAUUUUGUAGUUGCUCUGUCAAUAUGCACAGUUAGCAAAUGCCUUAUCCCAAAGAGAAAUUGCACCACUUUUAUUUUCUCUCAGUUAAAAAGAAAAAAAGAGACAAUGCAGAUAUGACUCAGACUCAACCAGACCUGCCUCCUCUCAGAAUGGACUCACACAAGACAAUGCCUGGUGAAUGCACUGCGAUAAGCUUUGCUCCUUUGGUCCCUGUCCAAAUUGUGCACAACUGAUGAAUGUGAAAGGAAAAAGUAAUUGAUGAACCUCUGUAGAGGACUUUCUUCACUUUGCUGUGCAAGAGUACACUGCUUUGCUUCAUGGCUUUUAUAAACAGAACUAUGUGUUUGGUAAGUGUUUGUAGUUGAUAGUUCACUUAAUUAAAAGAAGCUGUUUUCGGUUUGAAUGUUCAGACCGUUUGGCGGCACAAGCUGGACUUUGUUGCCAAUAACAAAUUUUUUUUUGUUUCAAAAUCUAAAUAGAUUUUAAGUUAAUCUGCAUUUUAUUUCCCUUGAAUGUGUUAUUUUAUUUUCGACAUACAAUAAAUAUUCAAGUGAACUUUUUAUUAAACGAUUAAGAUACUAUGCUAGAUGUUGUACAAAAUUUGUAUUCUACACAAAAGUAAAAUAUUGGCUUUGAAAUGUGUAAUUUAGUUUAUCUCUCUUAUUCUGUAUAAAAUGAAGUAAACAACUCUUUCAUAGAAUUUGUUCUCCUGUGAAGUCCCAAACAGUAGAAACUGUCAACUUUAUUAAACACCUCAGUGUAUGCUCAAUCUGAA